Messenger RNA from Brassica rapa (field mustard), 1616 nucleotides. Its product is annotated as AT-hook motif nuclear-localized protein 14. The record is from RefSeq and is a predicted model, not a curated record. Gene Ontology annotation, molecular function: minor groove of adenine-thymine-rich DNA binding. Lineage: Eukaryota; Viridiplantae; Streptophyta; Magnoliopsida; Brassicales; Brassicaceae.
GGAGCAGGAAAAAGGCAUUUUGUUUUGAAAACACUUUAGCAUCCCAGAAGUCAAGAUAGUGAAGUCAAAAGUACGAUCCAACGGCUGAGAACUCAUCAAAAUCUCACACAACUACAACACGAUAUAACCUUUAUUUUAUCGAAAACAAAAUAAAAAUCCGUAAAGCAUCAUAAAAGAAAAAGAAAAUUAAGAGAAAAGAAAAAGAAACAAUUUUUUAAUUUUUUUCUCUCUAUCUUAAAAAAAGAAAGUAAUGGAACCUAACGAAAGGCACCACCACCACCACCACCACCAAGAGCAUCAUCUCACUUCUCCUUACUACCACCCUUUCCACCACCACACUCCCACCACCGUCUCCGCCGCACCCUCCGACAAUGGUAAUUUUCCACCACCACCUAACGAUGGAUCUUCUUCUUCCUACCAUCACUCCGCGCCGUCUUCAGCUCCGAUUGAGCCAGUCAAGAGAAAGAGAGGUCGUCCCAGGAAGUACGACACGCCUGCUCAAGCCUUAGCCGCUAAGAAGUUAGCUUCUUCCGCUAGCAGUUCCUCCGCCAGAGAAAAGAGAGAGCAAACCGCCGCCGCCGCCGGCGUUUCGCCUCCGUCUAAACCCGGUUCGAAAAAGUCACUUUCGGGCUCUUCCGGGAAAAGUGGACAGAGUUUUACUCCGCACAUUGUUAAUAUAACUCCCGGUGAGGAUGUGGCUCAGAAGAUUAUCCAUUUCGCCGAGCAAAGCAAGCAUGAGUUAUGCAUUCUCUCUGCAUCUGGCACCAUCUCUGAUGCAUCCUUGUCUCACCUCGCUACAGGAACCAGUGCAUCUUAUCAGGGUCAGUACGAAAUCCUCUCACUGAGUGGAUCUUAUAUUCGGGGAGAGCAUGGUGGUAAAACUGGUGGCCUUAGCGUUUGUUUAUCUAGUUCAGAUGGUCAGAUCGUUGGUGGAGGUGUUGGGGGACUCUUAAAGGCUGCUGGUCCAGUUCAGGUGAUUCUUGGUACGUUUCAGCUAGAGAGGAAGAAGGAUGGGAGAAACGGUGUGAAAGGAGAUGAUGCUUCUGGAAGUGGAGACUUGUUACCUUCUUCUCCCUCUGGCGCAGAAUCUUUGCAUGGCUACCGUCCUGUUAUGGAACCUUCUGGAAGAAACUCAAACGAUGAGCAUUGUACUAUGACUAGUGGUGGAGCUCAUUUCAUGAUGCAACCACCUCGGGGCAUGCACAUGACACAUGCUCGGUCUUCAGAAUGGGACGGUGCUGGCUAUGAUUUGUCAGGGAUGAGAGGAAAUGGGUCAUUAGAAAAUGGAGAGUAUAAAUGGGCAGAUUAGUAGUACUGAUUCAAGUUUCUGAAGAAAGUGUGUAGAUGUUUGAGCAUGAAUCAAGGUGAGAGUGGACUUAUCAUCAUAUAAUGUCUGAAGGAUUUUUUCAUUGCAAAGGCAGAGGGAAAGAGAGAGAGAUCAGAGAAGACAGUGAUGCUUUUGUUCUUAGUUCAUUGUAAUACUGGAGUAACUUCACAUCCCCUUUUCUGGAGUCAUUUUCAUCUUUUUGGUUAUUUUCUUCCUAUAGUCAGUUGUUUUUUUUUUUGUGAAUUUUAGAAAUAUAGACAUUUUCUUUUGAUAAUGGGCUUUUAUGUUA